Messenger RNA from Daphnia pulex (common water flea), 2693 nucleotides. RefSeq lists its product as uncharacterized. The transcript has 7 exons. Bases 96 to 2528 code for a protein of 810 amino acids. The record is from RefSeq and is a predicted model, not a curated record. Gene Ontology annotation, biological process: regulation of protein stability; protein deubiquitination. Gene Ontology annotation, molecular function: cysteine-type endopeptidase activity; cysteine-type deubiquitinase activity. NCBI's taxonomy places the organism in Eukaryota, Metazoa, Arthropoda, Branchiopoda, Diplostraca, Daphniidae. Gene Ontology annotation, cellular component: cytosol; nucleus.
UUUCCCGGUUUAAAAAAAAUGGGGCUGGGAUGAUAAGAGUCGACUGCUCACUUGUUGUGUUAAAAUCGUAUAAUAUUCGCUAAACAUUUAGUUCAAUGGAAGUGGACGACAGCAAAAAUUCAUUCUUGUUACGAAUCAUCGACAAUAUGGCGAAGCAAGGCAUGGCGAGUUUGUCUGGCGAGUCUGGGCCUCACGUCUCUCGUUACUUUCCUCGACCAUCGGUGCCUACAUCAUCUAAAAUCAAUACUGAAAACCUACCAGUUGGUCUCAUAAAUUUAGGUUCCACUUGUUGGUUCAAUGUUGCAGUUCAAAUUUUAUACCACAUUCCUGCCUUUCGACAAUUGAUUUUACAGUUUGUGCCUCCUCAGACUACUGUGCCAAUCCCGUCAAUGGAUGUUUUAGUUGGUCUUCAGGAACUUUUUGUCUCAAUCACAUUCUCCGAUGAAAAACUGAUUGAUCCAUCAAGAGCAGUGAAUUCCAUUGGAAAAUUACUGGGGCAAGGUCUGGGUCAACAAGAUGCCUGUGAAUUUCUUGGAGUGGUACUUAACAGAAUAAGAGAGAUCAACCCACAUGUAAUUGAACAAUUAUUCAUUGGAUCAUGUAUCCCAACAAAUUCAAUGGAAUCAUCAAGCAUCCAGCAUCAAGAAUUCAUGCAAUAUACUUUACAAGUAAAUGAAGAUGCUACCCUGUUGGAUUUAUUGGAACAGUCUCUCAAAAGUCAUUCCAGUUCAUUAAGGAUUGAUUCAGCUCACACUUUACAUUCCAGUUUGCCACUUGAACAUCCCAAGCAACUAUGUUUUAGCAAUCUUCCACCAGUAUUUUUAAUUGAUUUGUGUCGGCUGGUAAGCGGGACCAAUCCGACAGAAUUAAUUAAAUCCAAUCAUCAAAUGACAUUCCCAUCCCUAGUUUUUAUGGAUCGUUUUUUGUCUGAAAACUCUGAGCAAGUAUUACAACUCGAUAGAGUUCUUAAAAAUCUUUCUUCCACAAAAAAGGGACUUACAAAGCAAUUACGGUCACUAGCGAUUCUACACCAGGACGUGCCACAACUUAAAAAAUUAUAUGAAAACUAUCAAGAGACGGUAGGAGAAACCUCUGUUAAUUUUGACCUUUUGCGGUCUUUAAAUCUUACAUGGGAAACUGAAAUUCAAACAAAGAUGAAUGAACAUCGUCACCAAUCCCAGCAAUUAAAUUAUCAAUUAGAACAUAUUCGCAGUCGCAAAAUGCAUAUCUGCCGCCCAUAUCAGUUGCAUGCGGUGAUGGUCCAUGCUGGACAGUCAGAUGGCGGUCACUAUUGGAUCUACGUUUGGGAUAGCCAGCAAAAUCAUUGGUACCAUAUCGACGACAAAUUUACUCGCCAAGUAACCUGGGAUAUUAUAGUAAAAACAUCAUUUGGAGGUGCUACUCAAGAAAGUAGUGCUCAUUGCCUCAUUUACCUUGAUGUGCCUAAGACUUACUCACUUUUGGAUAUGAAAGAAGAAUAUGACAUUGGACCUAUGGACGUGUUGCGCUAUUUGAAAGAUCAUACUGAUGUACGUACUCGGCAUUCUGCUUAUGGCAAAAGCCAAACGAUUGCAGCCGUCCGCGCAACUAUUGCGGCUAAUAGUAAUGAAAUGGAUCCUUCUGUCUUACUUUUUCGAGCUUUAGACAGCGAGCGACAAAGAUUAUAUUCAGUUUGCCAGAAAUCCAUGAGUCAUAACGGAGAAGAAGAGCGAUUGCUGCAUUUUGGUGUUUAUUUGCUUGCUAACCAAGUAAAAUUUGAGCCUUUCGUUUACUGGGCUCUAUUACAGCAUUUUGCAAGCUUUGCUUUGCUAGCAGAAGAAGGAACUAGUCGUUUUUGUACAGCCGCACGACGUAUGCUGGCGUUUGUAGAGUGUUCAUCGACGCAAGAGCAGAAAAAAUUAUUCAUCCAGUGGAACACAGCUUAUUACCAGUUUCGCUUGAUCAUUCGCCAUGUGAUGAACGGAAUAACUCACGUCUUCAGCAGCAACUUUUCAGCUGCUGUUCCGUUGGCGGUUAAAUCUCUGUACCUGCAUCAUUGUCUUAUGAACAACUCAUUAGGAGGAUCUACAAUGAGUGUAAACCCGAGAAUCAUACACUCUUUGAUAGAAAAAUCCGUGACGUCCCUGAGUGAAGAACUCUUGGAAAGUGAUUUGGAGUCAGUUGGGGAACUAGCUUGCUCUGUCCUUUUUGAUGCAAUUAUAAACUGGUGUAAAUAUGCUGACGCCAAUCAUCUUGAAGCCGCCCGAUGUUCUUCUCGUCGGAUCUCCGAGAAUUGGAGUCGACAGGUGAAGCAUUAUCUUGGCCAUGCUGUGGAAUGCGCUACUGCUUCUGGCCUCCAAACAUUCGCAGAAAUUAAAAAAAAAUUGGGAAAAGUCGAGUUGGUGUUAAACCAAACGGGAAACGACGAACAAACAUCAUUUGAAUUCAAGGGGCAUAUUCCGGAGAGUCCUGAAGACGGCGAGAAGUUGGCGUUGAAAUGGAAACAAAUGUGGUUGAUUUGUAAUGAGCACCGUAUUCUUGGCCCUUAAUUCAAACUGCAAUUUGUGUUCUGUCAGGGGAGCCGCAAUAGUAGCUAACCAAUUCAGUAAUUCAAUAUUCGAAGUGAAAAUAUUUUGGUUGGUUGGCCUCAAGAAUGCUUACGUGUAUAUUAUAAUUUGUACGAAUAAAUAUCGAAAUUUUCUUCUAAAACUUUA